Phyllostomus discolor (pale spear-nosed bat) is the source of this 6806-nucleotide messenger RNA. It is a transcript of the gene LRRC8C, whose product is annotated as leucine rich repeat containing 8 VRAC subunit C. Gene Ontology annotation, molecular function: protein binding. The record is from RefSeq and is a predicted model, not a curated record. The coding region runs from base 201 to 2612 and encodes 803 amino acids. The transcript is spliced from 3 exons. Lineage: Eukaryota; Metazoa; Chordata; Mammalia; Chiroptera; Phyllostomidae.
CGUCCCGCCUCGGAGCCCGCGAAGAGGACCUGGAGGAAGGCGCCGCGGUGGCCGCGGGCGCAGUGCUCCCGGCGCGGCAAGCCAUGAGCAGCGGCUCUGCGGGCGACCCUGCUGUCGCUGACCGCCACUGAGCCCGGCUGGGAGACACCUCGCGGCUCCCCAGUACCCUCCGCAGUCGGCACCCUCGCGCGCAGAGAAACAUGAUUCCAGUGACAGAAUUCCGGCAGUUCUCUGAGCAGCAGCCUGCCUUCCGGGUGCUGAAACCGUGGUGGGAUGUGUUCACCGAUUACCUUUCAGUGGCCAUGCUGAUGAUCGGUGUGUUUGGAUGUACUUUACAGGUCAUGCAAGACAAGAUAAUUUGCCUUCCGAAAAGAGUUCAGCCAUCUCAGAACCACUCUUCCGUUUCAAAUGUCUCUCAGGCAGUGGCUGCAACGACCCCAUUGCCCCCGCCUAAACCGUCUUCAACGAACCCCAUCACUGUGGAGAUGAAAGGACUGAAGACAGAUCUGGACCUCCAGCAGUACAGCUUUAUCAAUCAGAUGUGCUAUGAGCGAGCCCUCCACUGGUAUGCCAAGUACUUCCCUUACCUUGUCCUCAUCCAUACCCUGGUCUUCAUGCUCUGCAGCAACUUUUGGUUCAAAUUCCCUGGCUCCAGCUCCAAAAUAGAACAUUUUAUCUCCAUCCUGGGGAAGUGUUUUGACUCCCCCUGGACCACACGGGCUUUGUCGGAAGUGUCCGGAGAGGACUCGGAAGAGAAGGACAACAGGAAGAACAACCUGAGCAGGUCCAACACCACCCAGUCUGGUCCGGAAGGCAACCUGGUCAACUCUCAGUCCUUAAAGUCAAUCCCUGAGAAGUUCGUGGUGGACAAAACUACUGCAGGGGCUCUGGAUAAGAAGGAAGGGGAGCAAGCGAAGGCCUUAUUUGAGAAGGUGAAGAAGUUCAGGCUGCAUGUAGAAGAAGGUGAUAUACUAUAUGCUAUGUAUGUUCGCCAGACUGUGCUUAAGGUUAUAAAAUUCCUAAUCAUCAUUGCAUACAAUAGUGCCCUGGUUUCCAAGGUCCAGUUUACAGUGGACUGUAAUGUUGACAUUCAGGACAUGACUGGAUAUAAGAACUUCUCUUGCAACCAUACCAUGGCACACUUGUUCUCAAAACUUUCCUUCUGCUACCUGUGCUUUGUAAGUAUCUAUGGACUGACAUGCCUUUAUACCUUAUACUGGCUGUUCUACCGCUCUCUGAGGGAAUACUCUUUUGAGUAUGUCCGGCAGGAGACCGGUAUCGAUGAUAUUCCAGAUGUGAAAAAUGACUUUGCUUUUAUGCUUCAUAUGAUAGAUCAGUAUGACCCUCUGUAUUCCAAGAGAUUUGCAGUGUUCCUCUCUGAAGUGAGUGAAAACAAAUUAAAGCAGCUAAACUUAAAUAACGAGUGGACUCCCGAUAAACUGAGACAGAAGCUCCAGACGAAUGCCCACAACCGGCUAGAGUUGCCUCUCAUCAUGCUCUCUGGCCUUCCAGACACCGUUUUUGAGAUUACAGAGUUGCAGUCUCUAAAGCUUGAGAUCAUUAAGAAUGUAAUGAUACCAGCCACUAUUGCGCAGCUAGACAAUCUCCAAGAGCUCUCUCUACACCAGUGCUCAGUCAAAAUCCACAGCGCAGCACUCUCUUUCCUGAAGGAAAACCUCAAGGUCUUGAGCGUCAAAUUUGACGAUAUGAGAGAGCUGCCCCUCUGGAUGUAUGGACUUCGGAACCUGGAAGAGCUCUACCUGGUUGGCUCUCUGAGUCACGAUAUUUCCAAAAAUGUCACCCUUGAGUCUCUACGGGAUCUCAAAAGCCUUAAAAUUCUCUCUAUCAAAAGCAACGUUUCCAAAAUCCCUCAGGCAGUGGUGGACGUUUCCAGCCACCUUCAGAAGAUGUGCAUCCACAACGACGGCACCAAGCUGGUGAUGCUCAACAACUUAAAGAAGAUGACCAACCUGACGGAGCUGGAGCUGGUCCACUGUGACCUGGAGCGCAUUCCUCACGCUGUGUUCAGCCUGCUCAGCCUCCAGGAAUUGGACCUCAAGGAAAAUAAUCUGAAGUCUAUAGAGGAAAUUGUUAGCUUCCAGCACUUGAGGAAGUUGACAGUGCUAAAAUUGUGGCAUAACAGCAUCACCUACAUCCCAGAGCACAUAAAGAAGCUCACCAGCCUGGAGCGUCUGUCCUUCAGUCACAACAAAAUAGAGGUGCUGCCUUCCCACCUCUUCCUGUGCAACAAAAUCCGAUACUUGGACUUAUCCUACAAUGACAUUCGUUUUAUCCCACCCGAAAUCGGAGUUCUACAAAGUUUACAGUAUUUUUCCAUCACUUGUAAUAAAGUGGAGAUACUUCCAGACGAACUCUACUUCUGCAAGAAACUUAAAACUCUGAAGAUUGGGAAAAACAGCCUAUCAGUACUUUCACCAAAAAUUGGAAAUUUACAGUUUCUUUCCUACUUAGAUGUUAAAGGCAAUCACUUUGAAAUCCUCCCUCCCGAACUGGGCGACUGUCGAGCUCUGAAGAGGGCUGGAUUAGUGGUGGAAGAUGCUCUGUUUGAAACUCUGCCUUCUGAUGUCCGGGAGCAAAUGAAAACAGAAUAACUUAUUUUUGUUUUAAAGUUUGACUGAUACAUGCUUCUACCAAAUACAGUAUACAUAAUUAGGUAGUCUUAAUGCUCUUCCUAUUUUAUGUUUUUUUUCUUUUUACACGAAACAAAAUGUACACAAAGAUUGAGUAAGGAGUAUGUAUUUUUUAAUAAAAAUUUAAUUGUAUUUUUUCAGUAUUAAUAUUUUAAAGUUUUAUUUGUCUUGGAACCUAAUGUACCUAUUAUUGUUUUCUACUGUUUCAAAAAACAGAUGAUUCCAUCUGUUUUUGUUGUUGUUUUCAGUUCAUUCUUGUGAAAGGGAGAGAAUUUUAAGUUGCAUUCUUUUUAGUAUUUUUUUAAAUAGAUGAAGCUGUUUUUGCCAAGGUCAUUCUUAGCUUGUUUACAUCUGUGCAGUUCCUUUUCUUGUCAUUGUUUGUACACAAGGAAUGUGUGCUUGUUAUUUUAAUACCAGCUGCCUUCUCCAUUGGCCAUGCCCUCCAUUGUAUACUGGACAUUCUUUUUUGGAGUUUAAACUCACAUAAGUGCAUUGUCACAGAUUAUUAUUUUAAAAUUUCCCCCCAUCUCCAAGGGAACCCUAAGUUACCUUAUCUCAAAUACCUGUCAAAGUUAUCCUUAGAUGAGGAUUUUUUAAGUGAGUGAAGACAAUAAUCUUCCAUAGUUGGCAUGCGUGAAAUGGUCCUUUAUAAUUUAAUUGAUUUUCAUUUUUAGUAACAUUUAAAAAUAUUUUAAAACUAAAUACAGAGCCCCCCCCCUUUUAAUCUCAAUGUAGCUAUGUAGUACUGGUGAACAACCUUAGAGAAGUUAGAUUUAUUUUCAUUAAAAUAGGUAAUUAAAUUUAAAUAUCAUAGAAUAGAAGCCUGGUUUUUGAGUAAUUUAAUCAUCUUUGAUGUCUUUAUAUGUAGAUAAAUCAGAUGGAAAAAACUUCACUACUAAAGCCCUCUGUGAAAGACCCGGUGCACGCCAGUCCGGCCCAGUGGUUCCUCUGGGCAGCGUGGAAUCUAUUCCAUUUCUGUCUGUUGCACAGAAUAAUCCAUAAAUAUAUAUAUUUAAUCAAUUUCCCUCAAGUCUGCCCUUGCUGUGAAUGCUAGUGAUGCAAGCACAGGAACACUUUCUGCUCUCUUUGGCUUAAAAUAAGUAUCUCAUAGAAUGGUUCUGUUACUUCUUCUAUUUUGGAAAUGUGAACAAAUUGCUAAGUAGCUGUCACUUAGCAAUCAUUUUUGCCAAUGGUCAGUAGAGCUUUUACGUAUCUUUGUUCUUAAAAAUCCAGCACAGUAUGGGUCUCGGGCAGAAUUUUUCAAUAACCGUUGAGCUGUGUGGAACAAGAAAAUGAAAACACAAUCCAUGCCUUCCAUCUGGGAGCAGCACUGCUGAUCAUGGAAUUUUGUGUUCUUUACCAAAUCACACUGACCGUUUUCCAAGCCUAGUCUUCUGCAAGACAGUUUUGUGACAUAACAGUGAGAGAGAGUAGGAAGAUGAUUUGGAGUUUCAAAAUGCCGCCUUUAAAAUUUGCUCUUUGAUCCUGGUGACCACUCAGUGCUAAUCCAAGUCACAUGAAACACAACUGUAGGAGCUCCUCAGCAGGUACACGUACCGCACCCGUGUUCUUAAUGUUAGAUAUAGUACAUCGUGGGGGAAGAACUUGGGAAAGAGAUGCUUUUCACUUACUUAAUAAUCUAAUCAUGUAGACCAAAGUGCUUCACUAUUUCUGCUCUACGUUAAAGUGUUAGAUUGGUGAUUUUAUAUAACUGACUUAUUUCAAACUCUAAUUGAAACAGUAUGUUUAAAAUAAUAACAUGGUUGUAUUUCUCAUAGGAUAAAACAUUCAAUUCCAGAAUAUUGUUAGGAUCCUGAUGAUGAACAUUGUGCUGUAUUUAGGAACAUGGCCUCAUCUGUUUUAAACAAAGAAACAAACAAAAAAUGUGGGAGACUGCCCAUCGCUGAGCACGACAGAAAUACCCAGCUGAGAGUAGGCUUAGAUAACUACCGUUAAAAAACACGGGAUGCACUAUUCUUAUGUAUAAAAUUUAUGGUUAUUUUCUAUAUCACCCUUCAAAGGGGAUCUAUUCAGGUUAAAAAUCAUGUCUAUGCUGAAGUCUUUAUCUGGUGUUAAUUCAUAAUCUCAAAUGUGUUCAUAACUGAAGUUGCUAAUAAUUAUCACAACAAUUCAAAAUUUCAAAAGAAUUUGAUUUGCUUUCUUAAUUAUUGUGCAGGCUAACCCUUGAACUAUGUUUUAAAUAACAUCCAAUAAAUCUAUAUAGUUCUGUGACUUUAUGCUUUACUUAAAAGGGAAAAUUCAUAGAUGUUUCUAUUAGAUUUUAUAAACCUCAAAAUUCUCAAACUUUAUCUUGAGUCAAAAUUUUCUGACUCUGGCCCUUUUUAAUAUUAUAGAUUUUUGUUCAUAUUCUUAAGUAAAAAGCAUUCAAUUACUACUUAGCCUUUAAAUGGGAAACUCAGGUAACUGAACUGCUGACUUUUCUGAAGUUCUUUAACAGAUAAACUUCAUAUAAAGGGGUGUUUACCUAAUCUUUUUUUGUAUUUUACAAGUGCAAUUGCUAAAAAAGAACAGCUAGCUCUAUUUCUCCACCCCUAUAGGAUUCAUGGGAAACUGCUCAUGUCGCUUUAACUUACCUGUGUACUCAUAACUCCUAUGGCUGCUUGAAGCCCUUAACAGGCACGCUAUUUGGUUUUAAUGGGUAAGUGUAGAACGGUCUGGCUGAUGGUCUGGUUGAAACAGAGCAUAUACGUACAUCCCAGUGGAACUUGGGAAAGAAGACCACACCUCCGAAAAGUAGUUACGUGUUUUUAUUUUGUUUUUAACAAUAAUUUUAAUAUAAAGGUUCUUCAUCCAGUGAAACCUGUUGGUUACAAUUGUAAAUUUUUUUUAUUGUUCACCCACCAUUUUUCCUGCCACACAUUCCUCAUAUAGCUAUUGUAAUGGGUUCUAACAAUUUGCAUGGCAUCCUGCUUUUUCAAAGGCAUGGGAAAGAUGCUUGCUGUGGGUGUUUUGUUCAUUUACAGGUGGCUCCUUGCCUGGUGCUCAAGCCAUCUUUGUUAGAGAGGGGCCUACACAACCUGGCAUCUUCUUUGGGUUACUUGGGAUAAGAGAAGCUCAAGUUCUUGCAAUGCAAUCUCUGACACUAAGAAAGAAGACAAAAUCUUUACAUCUCUCGUUGCCGUCUCCCCCAAGGGAAGUUUGCUCAUUUUCCUAAUUCUAUAAAAAAAAUUCAUUUUAAGUAGUUUAUUUUACUCUCUGAUUUCAUACUAAAUACCUGAUCAAUAGUAGUGACAUAUUUACUUAAAGUGAACAUUUCAUGGUACAUCUUUAGGAAAACUGUCAGCAGUACUCAGUAGUGAACAGAUAAAUUUCAGUAUAAUUUCAGUUUGUGUUUAGAGACUAAAAGAAGAUCCACUUCACAUUCUCUUAUUUAUACAGUGAUUAUGUUACUCAAACAGUUCACAUUUGGGUAGGAUCUCAGCAACUCAGGGUAGGGUUCCAUGCUAACCCCAACUUAGCAAAACAGCACAGUUCUUCAUGAGGAGGAUGCCUCAAAGGUCUGCAAGGUUUUCUCACCUUUCCUUGCCUAUUUAGACACAAGGUAAGAAAUUUUGGAUGGUCAACCAGAACUGCCACUGAUUUUUCAGAGUUAGGCCUCAAUGACAUGCUUCUAAUACAGUGUUAUACUAGCCUUCCAAACUAGGGAUCCACUCAUAUCACAUUUUCCCAAGCCAUUUACUGAUUGAUACAAGUAACAUCCUUAAAAGUUCAUUUUGGAAAGAAAGGAGAGGGUCUCCUCUCACCCCAAGGAAUUUUUUUUUUAAUCAAAAGACCUUUUGAAAAGGGUUAUGUAACUUGAAACUUAAUUUCUGGGCCAUAUUAAAUAACAGUUCUUAUUCAUGGUUUUUAAUGUGGUAUAAAUAUGUUUUCUGCUAAAUACCAUUCCCCCUCCCACCUGAUUCUGCCUCUUUAAUGAAAUAUUUUUAAUUAAUUUUCCCUCUGCCUCUUGUAUUCUGUCACUGUCUCUGUGUGUUCAGAUUGUGUCAAAUGCUGGCAAAACCUCUAAGACCAUCAAGAAAAAUGCCUGAAAGUUGAUUUGUCAUCGUGCAAAUUCAUGAUAAAAUGUCUUAAUGUUAUCUGGCUAUGUAGUACAUAGGAAGAGGAAAUAAAUAAAGUCACUUUUGUAAUUUAAAA